AUGCUCUUUCGUUUCGGAUUAUUUCUUCUAUUUCUCUAUGGCUUCCAGAGUCAGAAAACAAGCAAAGCAAGUGCCGAAAAUGGGUUUGCACCGACAAGCAUGAGUAUUUUUUAAGGUGCAGCUCACAGUGUUCCGCAAGGAUUACACGGACCUUGACAGACUGGUGCUCAUGAUGAGAAUCGGAAGGCCGCCUCCGAACCAUUCGCACCGUGUUGUUGAAUAUCAACUAGAUGUGAGGGCGGUUCGAGGAUCCAUUCCAGUGUCUUUUCUCUAGGAUAUUAUCUGCGACAAGUCGAAAAUAUUUCAAUUUUCAAUCAGAGGCCAAAUGUUCAAGUGUCCAGUUGUUGCCGAUCCCGCAGAACGUCUUUUCAACAUAACACAUGGCUUCUCGUGUCCCACAUUCUGUCAAGUGUGCACAAAAGCAUUCAUUUGCACCAGAUCUUCUCUAUCGGGUAUUAUGAUCUUUGUUUUUUCAACAUGUUCUUUUCAUUUUCAGGCAUUAUUUACACUCCGGAUGGCCGGAAAAAAGAUGACAUUUCCGUUCAAUAUGGAUUUUUGGAUCAGCCAGUCGAACGACCCAUCAAUUGGAUCGUGUUCACCGUUUACGUUAUCGUAUUUGCAGUCCUCUUAAAUGCGAUGGCUUACAUGUUUUCCGAUCAAUAA
Molecule: messenger RNA, 663 nt
Organism: Caenorhabditis sp. 36 PRJEB53466
Lineage: Eukaryota; Metazoa; Nematoda; Chromadorea; Rhabditida; Rhabditidae
Source: the annotation of a GenBank genome assembly